This is a messenger RNA of Eimeria maxima, 4260 nucleotides long. RefSeq lists its product as hypothetical. The transcript is spliced from 2 exons. Lineage: Eukaryota; Apicomplexa; Conoidasida; Eucoccidiorida; Eimeriidae. The record is from RefSeq and is a predicted model, not a curated record. Gene Ontology annotation, biological process: positive regulation of gene expression. Bases 1 to 4260 code for a protein of 1419 amino acids.
AUGCCGCCUGUGCCGUACAGCUGGUUUGGGGAACCUCCCCGUAAACAAACAGAUGAUGUACAGACAAGCUGCUUCUGCCUCUCCUUACCAAAUGAUCCUCCCCCUCUCUUGACAGGUGCAGGAAUCUUGCAUGCGCCUAGAGAGGGUCGUCAUAGGCAGCCGAAGCAGCAGCAGCAGCAGCAGCAGCAACAGCAGCAGCAGCGUCUCAUUAGCGAGCUGCUGGAGGAAGCUCUGGAGGAGUACAGCGAAGAUGAAGAUGAUGCAGAGGCAAGCAGCAGCAGCUUCAGCAGCACCUUCAGCAGCAGCAGCAGCAGCAGCCCGGCGCCACUACCUGUGGUCGUGCCUACUGUAUUCGGUAGAUACCCUUACGAUGGUGCUGCUGCUUCUGCUGCUGAGGUCCCCUCUAUUCUGUUGCGCUGCAAGCGCGCAGAGGAGCAGCAGGAAACUUUGCUGCGGGCAGCAGCAGCAGCAGUAUCCGCAGCAAUGCGCGAGCAGCUGCAGAGUAUCUGUCGGAUCGUGCGGACCCACGCAAUUGUAGCGGCUUUCGAGAUGCAGCAGCCUCUUGCUGCUGCUGCUGUUGCCAGCAGCAGCAGCAGCAGCAGCAGAGGCAUUAGGAAGGGGAUAGGGGGCCUUUGCGAGUUCCUUCCUGUUGUUAUUAUGCAUGUGGGGGCAGACGUUGAAGAUCAUAGAUUGGCAGUGCGGAUGCUGCAGCUGCAGCUGCAGCAGCAAUCCAUGUGCUGCUGCGGUGCCAGGCGCAACAGCCGCAGCAGCCGCAGCAGCAGCACCAACAGUAACGAGGAGGACCUCUUCUUGAGGCAAGUUGUACUGAGGGCUAGUUGCUGCACCAAUGCACAGAAUGCAUUACGUGCGGUGUAUACACAGCUCAAGUCGAGCAGCUGCUGCACCACUUGCAUCGGCAGAGGCAGCAGCAGUAGCAGCAGCAGCAGCAGCAGCAGCAGCAGCACGGCUGCGAUGGAAGCUGGAAAGGAUGCAGCAGGAGUUACCGAGGAGGUUGCUGCUGACGCUGCUGCUUCUGCAGCAUGGGGGGAGCUCGAGCACAUGUGGAUGCAGCAGCAGCAGCUGUUGCUGCUGCGAUGUCUUGAGGGAGCAGCAGGAGAAGACAGCAACAGCAGCAGCAGCGGAUCUACUUCGUUCCCCACCCGACCUGCAGCAGCAGCAGAUGAUGAUGAUGGAGGAUACUGGGGGCCUGAUCAGAGCAGCAGCUUAGGGCAGCUGUGGAGGAAGCUGCUGCAGCAGCACAACAGAGGCUUUUGCUGCAGAUGGAGACGCAAGGGGGAGGGAUCCGCAGUGCUUACACGUUCCCAGAGGGCUGCAGGAGCAGGCAGCAGCAGCAGCAACGAGAGCUCCUCUGGUGAGAGUGGAGACGAAGGAAAGCCUAGCCCACCAGAGAGAUCCAGCAGCAGGAGCAGCAACAGCAGCAGCAGCAGCAGCAGCAUAAGCUUCAAUGCGUUGGUUAUUGUACUGGAGGAGCUGGAGGCAUUUGCCCCGCGGGUUCUGUCGCAGCUGCUGCUGCUGCUGUCGCUGCUGCGGUCGCAGCAAGGAAUCCCUGUGGUGGUGUUAGCAUCUGCUGCAGCAUCUGCUGUUGCAGUGCAGCAGCAGCUGGAUCCGGAGACCUUGCGGCUGCUGCAACUGGAUGCAGCAGUGCUGCUUAGGCCUUCUGCUGUACAUGAUGCGCUGCUGCAGCUGCUGCUGUGCUGCCCCGCAAGCAGCCUCUUCGUGCUGCCUGCAGCAGCAAUAGAAGAACUGCAACAGCUGCUGCAGGAGCAGGGGGCAUCCGUGCUGCAGGUGCUGCGCAUAUCAAGGAUGCUGCUGUAUAAGUUCUUUGCGGAUCAUCCAUUCUCCUACCUUGCCCUAGAUGCACGCGCUGUGUCUGCUGCCAGCAGCAGCAGCAGCAACGGCAGCGAAGGCAAUGGUGGAGGUGCUGCUGGCGCAGGAGAUGCAGCAACUGCAACUGCUACUGCUGCAGGUGCUGCUGAGUCUAGAGGCCAGGCAGACCUUGAGGUUAUUGAGAGGAGGCUGGCGCUACUUGCUGCUGCUGUACUGACACCGCAACAGGAGGAGGUGCUGCUGCAGCAGACGGCCAAGUUCCGGGUGUUGCAUGCGGAGCUACGGGCAGCAGCUGCAGCAAAGCUCGAGUCUCCUUGCUGCAAGGCAUGGAAAGCGCAACAUCAGCAACAACAACAACAACAGCAACAGCAACAGCAACAGCAACAACAGCAGCAACAGGAGGGCUGUAACAAGACCCCAACAUGUGCACCCAUGAGAAGGGCUCUCUCUCUGCUGCAGCACUGGUGGGACUGUUCGGGUGUAUCUGCAGCAGCAGACGAGCAGCAGCCGCUAAGCCGAAGGCGUGAGUCACUGCAGCAGGAGGUGCUGCCUGCUGCUGCUGUGCAGGUAUUGGAGCGCCGCAUUGCAGCAAGCUUAGGCAUGCGGCUGCUGGUGGUGCUGCAGCAGCACGUGCUGCUGCAGCGGCAGGCAUUUGCUCUUAGUGCCUCCGAGUCUGCUGCUGCUUUGUGCAGCCAAGACAGCAGCAGCAGCAGUCUUCGUGCUGUUGAGAUGCUGCUGCAAAUCUUAGGAGGCGCCAGUAGAAGCCCUGGCUACCACGACUAUCUGCUGCAGGGGAAACCGCUUCCUUCUGCCGCUGCUGCAGCACAAAUUGCCAACCCCAUCUGUGAGGAGAUGCGGCGAAUUGCGGGGGCGUGCUGCAGUGUAGGGACGUUGGUUACCACUCUGGUAGCAGAAGCUCUUAGUGCUGCAGCAACGACGCGGCGUGUUGCUGCAGUGCCACAGGCGCUGCUACUCGCGCUGCAGCAGUUCAGCCGCCAAACGGAGAGGGAGUGGGCACUGCUGCUGCAACUCGAGGCGCGCAUGCAGAAGCAGCAGCAGAAACAGCAGCAGCAGAACCAGAAACAGAAGCAGCAAGAAAAGAGAGCAACGGAGAUCGGGAAGGCUGCGGAGCUCCUCAAGGCCAUGAACCAACUCAUUGAGCGGCUGCAGCAAACGUGCCAGCAGCAACAACAGCAACAACAACGGAUACAGCAGCAACGGAUACAGCAGCAGGCUCUUCCCGGGUUUGUUUCUGGGCUUGCAAGACGCGCGAGUGCAGCGCCUUUGUCCGUAUCUGGGGGGUUUGGCAGCAGCAGCAGCAGCAGCACUGACAGCGUCUUCUGCAACCAAUUUCAACGCUGGGCAAGGGAGUGUUUGCUGCACUGCUUGCUGCCUUUGCUGCAGUGGCAUCCAUUGGGCUGUGAGUUGGGUGUAUGGUCAUUGUCUGUUGCUGCAGCAGAACAGCCGCAAUACUUUGCUGCUGCCUUAGCAGCACCAAGGGCCCCCACACAUCGCGCAGAAGCAGCAGCAGCAGACACCCUAGCGCGGCUGCUGCCACUGCGGCCUGUCGAGGUGCUGCGGGAGCUGGCUUGCCUCAGAGGCAGCGCACUGGAGUACCACCACCAAAUAGCAGCUGCAGCAAAGGGAGGAACAGAUCCUGCUGCUGCACCUAUCCCUGAUGACACCAGCCUUAUCUACCGGCGUAUUGCCUUUGGUAGCCGCCGCAUUCCUUUAUGGUCUCUGUUUUGCCAGUUUUGUGCUGAUGUAAUUGAGGUGUAUACGCAGCAGCAGCUGGCUUCCCGCCACCAGCAGCAGAAGCAGCAGAAGCAGCAGAAGGAAACAGCAGAAAGGGAGGCUCUGCUUACACUGCAGCGGGAAGCUGAAUCAUCCCUCCCCAGAGGCAGCAGCCAGAAUCCGUCGCUGCUGCAGCACCUCUUCCUGCGGUUUGGUGUAGCUGUCAGUACACUCGGGCACUUAGGCCUUGUCAGGGUGCCGGGGUGUGGUAUAUCCACGGAGGAGUUGUUGCUGCGUACUGCAGCAGCAGCAGAUACAGCAGGGAAUGAGUUUGAGUUGGAGGAGGGGCAGCAGGGAGACGUGCAGAAGGAAUCAGAUGGUGAAGACGUCACACAACAACAGCAGCAGAAGCAGCAGCAGGACCAACAGCAGCACAGUGCCGUCGCCGCUGCAUCUGCUGAGGCGCUGCAGCUGCAGCAGCAGCUGCAAGGGCUCUCCUUAACGCGCUGCUUCUUUGGCAGUGUCUACCUCCCUGACCAGUAUGAACAGGAGAGUUCAUACAAUCCAAAGCCGGACACCCAAGCUGACCAGCAGCAGCAGCAGCAGCAACAGCAGCAGCUGCAACACCAGCAACAACGAAAGAAGGGGGGACGGCCGCGGAAGCAGCAGAGAUCGUAG